GGCCAGCUGAGAGUAGUGGAAACGAUUUGUUAUAAACUAAUUAAAGUGCUAAAGGAUCAAAGCAUGUCCUCGCUGAUUAAAACGGAUACCGAGGAUUUCACUGAUUGGUGGCAACAUACAGUCUUCUAUCAGAUCUAUCCCCGAUCCUUUAAGGACAGCAAUGGCGAUGGCAUUGGAGAUCUUCAGGGUAUAACAUCUAAAUUGGAUUAUAUUGCUGAGACGGGCAUUACUGCCAUUUGGUUGAGUCCGAUUUUUAAAUCACCCAUGGUUGAUUUUGGCUAUGAUAUAUCGGAUUAUAUGCAAAUUCAACCCGAAUAUGGAACAAUGAAGAAUUUCGAUGAUCUUGUUGAUGCUGCCUAUGGGUUGGGCAUAAGAGUUAUCCUGGAUUUUGUACCCAAUCACACAUCCGAUCAACAUGAUUGGUUUAAGAAAUCGGCGGCCAAGGUGAGCGGUUACGAAGACUUUUAUGUAUGGCAUGAUGGCAAAGUGGAUAAGGCUGGUAAGCGUCAACCACCAAAUAAUUGGCAAUCCGUAUUCUAUGGCUCUGCCUGGGAAUGGCACGAGGGUCGCCAGCAAUUCUAUUUGCAUCAAUUUACCAAAGAGCAACCAGAUCUCAAUUUUCGUAAUCCUCUUGUGGUUCGUGCCAUGGAUGAUAUUAUGUUGUAUUGGCUGAAUAAGGGUGUUGCCGGUUUUCGUAUUGAUGCCGUGAAUCAUUUGUUUGAAAGUGAAAAACUCGAAGAUGAACCAUUGAGUGGUAAAAGUCAGGAUCCUUUAUCAUAUGACUAUUCCAAACACAUCUAUACAAAAGAUUUACCUGAAGUCUUGGAUAUGAUUCAACAUUGGCGUCGCCUCUUGGAUGAGUUCUCUGCAAAAAAUCCGAAUGGACCCACUCGCAUCAUGAUGACUGAGGCUUAUGCCGGCCUUACUCAACUGGCGGAUUACUAUGAGGAUGCCAAAGGGGUUCAUGGUUCACAUUUGCCAUUCAACUUUAAUUUUAUCACGGAUGUGAAUGGCGACUCGGAUGCGCGUGACUUUGUCUACAAUGUGGAGAAAUGGUUGAUCUACAUGCCACGCGGCGGGCAUGUGGCCAACUGGGUCAUGGGCAAUCAUGACAAUCCGCGUGUCGCAUCCCGUUUUGGUCCGGACAGUGUGGAUGCCAUGAAUAUGCUGUUGAUGACCCUGCCGGGAGUGGCGGUCACCUACAAUGGUGAAGAGUUGGGCAUGGAGGACUAUCGGGAUAUAAGCUGGGCCGAUACAGUGGAUCCGCCAGCUAAAAAUGCUGGUGAGCUCAAAUAUAAAGAGGUCUCCAGAGAUCCAGAGCGUACUCCAUUUCAAUGGAAUAAUGAGGCUAAUGCAGGUUUUUCAACUGCUUCAAAGACUUGGCUACCUGUGCAUCCCAACUACACCAAACUGAAUGUGGAGGCUCAAAAGGCAGCCGUAAAAAGUCAUUAUAAGGUCUAUCAACAACUUUUACAGUUGCGUAAAUCUGCUAUUUUACGGCGAGGACGUUUCAUUAUUGAGCCUUUAUCGCGUUUUGUGUUUGCCUUUAAAAGAUGCCUUGAAGAUUUUGAUUCCAUUGUUACUGUUAUAAAUGUCAGUGAUAAAGAGCAAUUAGUAAAUCUAACAGAAUUCAUUAACAAUGCACGUAAAUUAGUUGUGGAAGUGGCUGGCAUUAAUUCAAUUUAUGAACCGGGUCAACCACUACCCGCAAGUGCAUUGUCUUUGGCACCACAUGAAGGUCUUGUCUGCAAGUUGGUCUAAUUGAGAGUUCCUAGGAGCCCAAUGUAAUGAAAAAGUUUCCAUUUCUUACUUACUUAAUUGCAUUUACAUCUAUUGACAUGGCAAUGGAAAUUCAGAGCACAAAAAACCUAAUGACUUUUGUGUGUUUUAAUUUGACUUAAAUAAAUUGAAUUCAAUUUCGUA
Drosophila willistoni is the source of this 1923-nucleotide messenger RNA. RefSeq names its product maltase 2. The coding region runs from base 64 to 1761 and encodes 565 amino acids. The transcript has 6 exons. Gene Ontology annotation, biological process: carbohydrate metabolic process. NCBI's taxonomy places the organism in Eukaryota, Metazoa, Arthropoda, Insecta, Diptera, Drosophilidae. The record is from RefSeq and is a predicted model, not a curated record.